AUGAGGGUUUAUGCGGUGUUCGAUCUCCUCGUACUUUUUGCGAUUUAUUCUUGCCACUGUUUUGACUGCUUUGGGUUGUUCUCGUGCUUCAGUUCAUGCUGUGGCUCAAGUAAGGAAGAUAAAGGCAAUGUAACAGUAGAAGUAUAUGCUCCUGCAAACAACCAAGCUAUUCAAGAUCUUACUACCGCUGUUCCUGCUCCCAGAAAAUCUCCUUCUGAACCUCCAACUCCUGCAGAUAAUCCUGAACAAAAAGAGGAAGAAAGACAUGAAGAGGAGGUACCCGAAGAGAAACCAAAAGAAGAUACUAAACCUGAAUCAUCUGUUCCUCAGCUUACUACUACUCCCGUUACUCUAGAUCUUGCCAAACCGGAUUCCAACAGUAUAUUGGUGCGGGAUGAAAGUAACAAGGAAAUAACAAAAAAGAGAUUUACUUCCAAGACAGAUUAUCAUAUAUCCUCUGUUGUUGAUGGUGAUAAGGAGCUAUGGGAGGGUGGACAUGUAAAGGCUAGUUCCUCUGUCUUAUCAUCUAAAGAUGAUAUCCAUUUGCUCUUUCUGGAAACUGAUAAUAAUGGCAAUAUUUUCCCAGAGUUUUUCGAGAAAAGUGGUGAGGAGUGGACUGAGAUUGAUAUAGACGAAUUCCUGAAAAAACAAAAUGAGAUGAGGGCGCCGGCGCAAAAAGUUGGACAACAAAAAGCAUCGACUAUAGUAGAGACACUCAGAGACCCUCUCACAAUUGACAUUGCCAAGAUUGAUGAAGAAACGGUGCUGACAUCACCGGACGUCCUGAGUGGCAUUAAACGUGAUGUAUAUGUUCCUAAAGGUAGCUACUACUUUAACAAGAUUGUGGACGAUACAAAGACGGUUUGGGAAGCUGGAAAUGGUGAAAAGUGUUGGCUCAUUUACGAUUGCUCUAGGGAAAAUUUUAAUAGGCUCCUGCAUAUUAAUGUCAAACAGCCAAGUGGUAUAUCAAAGGAGGUCCAUUUUGAAAAGAACAAUGAUCGCUGGUCACAUAUAACUAGGGAGGAAUUUAGUACCAAGUACAAUGGAAUGAGGGACACAUCAAAGGACUCCAAAAUAGCUGCCAUAAAGGCUUCAUCUCAGAACAAGCAAACGGGAAACCUUUCAGGUACUCAGGGGAACUCUACAGAAGAUGGCUGA
Messenger RNA from Theileria equi strain WA, 1158 nucleotides. Its product is annotated as signal peptide containing protein. NCBI's taxonomy places the organism in Eukaryota, Apicomplexa, Aconoidasida, Piroplasmida, Theileriidae. The record is from RefSeq and is a predicted model, not a curated record. Bases 1 to 1158 code for a protein of 385 amino acids. The transcript has a single exon.